Messenger RNA from Caenorhabditis bovis, 1122 nucleotides. Lineage: Eukaryota; Metazoa; Nematoda; Chromadorea; Rhabditida; Rhabditidae. The record is from the annotation of a GenBank genome assembly.
AUGAACUUCCUCGAUCACCAGCGCUCUAAUUACUGGUAUAGCAACACUCCACCUGAUUGGAGAUUUGGCGAAAUACUAGACGACGAUGAGAAAUAUUUCAAUUUCACCAUCGGUGUGAACAGCUCAACUAAAAUUGGCUACAACACGCGUGAUGAGUAUAAGAUUUAUGCGAAAUUUACAACCACUAUUCUUGGCUUCACCUACUACAAAAUCAUCAAGGUGGUUCAUGGUGGCGGAUGCACGGAAACUGGGACGCCGGACCGCGCAAAAGUCGACACGUACCACAAACCGCAAAUAUUAUCGACGCCUGGGAGUGGACCAGAGUUUGCGAAGGAAGUCGCUGGCAAGAUUCCGUUUCCGAAGCCGACACAAGAAUUUCAAUUUUACGAGAAUUAUUUCGGAAAGGAGUAUCUUUUUCGAGGCACUGUGUGUGAUGUAGUUGGAGCAACAAUGGGUCUAGAGCAGUUCAAGGAAUAUAUGGCUCGAUUCGGUUCUCGUUGGAGACUCGCGACCGAAGAAGAAGCCGGCGGCGAUAAGCCGGAGUUUGUUGAGCUUCUCAACAUUCCCGAUAUGUAUAUAUUCCGAUACACGGUUCCGUUAUAUUUCAAUAAUCAAACGGCGAAUUGGGUUUACAAAAUUCGAUGCAACUAUAAUCUCCAUGGCUUCCGUAAAUGGUAUGUGACAAUUGUGGAAUCAAUGUGCCCACAAAAGUACAUUGGGCGUCGAAUGCGAAAUAUUUAUGUUAAAGAAUUGGUGAAUCGAAUGAAGGAAGCAAUCAGAGAGCUAUUGUCUGCCGACAGCAAUCGAUGGAAAUCGAGAUUCGUGUUCAAUGAUAUCUACGAGCCAUUAAAGGAUGGAGAACAAAGCAUUAAAGUGUGCAACAUGGUGUCGGGCGACGUGACGAAAACAAUGUGGCACUUGUACACAACAAGUAAAGGAAAUGUUACACUGUCUACUUCUGUUCUCUACAGUGGUCGACCGUAUAAGUUCCGUGUCACCACCGAUGUGUUCAACGAGCAUCAUUAUCGUAUUAAUUGGGAUUUUGAAAUUGGCUUUGACCUUCUGAUGGCAAGCUUUCACCUUGAAAAAGUUUAUAUUUCGUGCCCAGAGCUUAUUGAAUAA